AUGAAUAACGACGAUGAUGAUGAUAAUUAUCCGGGCAAACUUCUUCAUCAAGCCGCACUUUAUUUAAAUGUUGAUCUUCUUCAAGAUCUUCUCGUCGGUGAUGAAAUCAAUAAUAUCGAUGCCAUAGAUCGUUUCGGUUGUACGCCAUUACAUACAGCAUGUAUAUCGGCUGCACAAGCAACUCUUCAAAAUGAUAAUAGAGUUCUUGAUUCGUCGUUAGAAUUUAUAAUGGUUCUCAUUGAUCAUGGUGCUGAUCUAAAUGUACAGACGGGCGAACGUUACGAUUAUAAAGUAAGCAUAAAUCUAUCGUGA
Messenger RNA from Rotaria socialis, 312 nucleotides. Lineage: Eukaryota; Metazoa; Rotifera; Eurotatoria; Philodinida; Philodinidae. The record is from the annotation of a GenBank genome assembly.